AUGCCCUACUCAACCGACCCCUACUCCACCAGCACCACCAACACCACCCAAAACAAUGCAGCCGAAGCACAAAAGUCCCGCACUAACUCUGACAUAAUCAACCUCUUCAAAGCCCCUCCUACCCCAACCACCAAACCCUCCAUCAAAGGCAUAGGACUCUACACACACAUCGCCGCUCCUAUCAACCCAUCAGCAACCCCACAUCCCGUCUUCUUACCCAUUACCCAAACCUCUGCUGGAAAAGACCCUUCAAACCCGACAUUACCAGAAGAAGUACGCAACCUAUGCUCUGACCUGCGCGACUUAAUCCACGAUGAAGAAGCCGCCGUAGCGAAACGCGAGCUUAAUUUUGAGGAACUUACGAAACGGUACGCUGGACUGCCUGUCCCGAGUGACGAGAUGGCGCUGGUGGCGCGUGAGCAGGGGGAUGUGGUUAUGAAAGAGGAUGAAGUGGGUCAACGGGGCACAGAGAGGGAGGCGGGAAUGCAGAGUGCAAGUCGCCGUCUGUCGGCUGAUGUGGCGGGGUCGGGGGGUAGAGAAGAUGUGGUGAUGCGGGGGCAGGAGGAGGAAACGGUCAGUAGACUACCUCCUGGUACGCAUAUUUAUCGGGAGGAUCCGAGGAGAAGGAGGUGA
Bipolaris maydis ATCC 48331 is the source of this 633-nucleotide messenger RNA. RefSeq lists its product as uncharacterized. NCBI's taxonomy places the organism in Eukaryota, Fungi, Ascomycota, Dothideomycetes, Pleosporales, Pleosporaceae. The record is from RefSeq and is a predicted model, not a curated record.